Molecule: messenger RNA, 2508 nt
Organism: Schistocerca nitens (vagrant locust)
Lineage: Eukaryota; Metazoa; Arthropoda; Insecta; Orthoptera; Acrididae
Product: vitamin K-dependent gamma-carboxylase
Exons: 10
Coding region: 334-2421 (695 amino acids)
Biological process (GO): peptidyl-glutamic acid carboxylation
Molecular function (GO): gamma-glutamyl carboxylase activity; vitamin binding
Source: RefSeq, a predicted model, not a curated record
CAAAGAUAUACUGUCCGUGACCAAACAGCUGUGAACAUUGUUUUGACAUCUGGGAGAGAGGUAGAGAGGCGGCUGGAAAUUAAUUGGCGCCGUGUGCGUAGGAAGCAACCUAUAAUGAUUGUGAGCCUUACACAGAGACCAGUAAUACACAAUCCGCGGUGAAACUCAGUUUGAAUUCUCGGGGAACUAAUAGACGAGAUGGCCAUUGUUUGUAAUUUGUAACAAGCAGACAGUAUAAAGAUAUCCAAAAAUUAAGUUGUACAUCUCUCUUCCGGAGUGAUACAAUGAAGAGUAUUAACGAUUGAGACUGUACAAUAACCAUACGCACGUAGAAUGGUCAAACGAAGAUUACAAGCGCAGAAACAGGCGACGCCAUUGCCUGUGCAACCCACAAGACAGUUAAGAAAGGAUUCAUUAAGGGAACAGAACCAUAACUUAUCGUCGUUCGAGAAAUACGUUGGUUUCUCUAUUUCAGAACUGAAAACAUGGGAACGUUUUGUAAAACUGUUGUUCAAACCCACAGACCCUUCGUCGCUUGGAGUUGUACGAGCACUCUUUGGGCUGCUGAUGGUCUUAGAUAUACCAGAGGAAAGAGGUCUCGCAGAUGCAGACAUCCGUUGGGGGAAUCCAGAUGAGUGUCGUUUUCCCUUAUUCAGCAACCUUCAUCCUUUGCCACUGGAGUGGAUGUGCAUCGUUUACCUCAUUAUGUGGAUUGGAGCCUUUGGGAUUAUGCUUGGAUUUCAUUUUAAGAAGAGUUGUGUUGCAUUUAUUCUUCCAUAUUUUUACAUAUUUCUGUUGGACAAAGCAACUUGGAACAACCACACAUACCUGUAUGGGCUCAUUGCUUUAUUACUCUUAGGGUCAAACGCAAACCAUUAUUGGUCAUUAGAUGCAGUUUUUUGUAAAGUGAAGUAUGAUUCACCAGUCCCAUUGUGGAACUAUGCCAUUCUCAGAGUACAGUUAUUUAUUGUCUACUUUAUUGCUGGACUGAAGAAAAUGGACCAGGACUGGAUUGAAGGUUAUUCUAUGACUAACCUGAACAACCAUUGGGUAUUUGAUCCUUUCAAGCUGUUACUAACACCAGAGCAAGUGGAUUAUUGGAUAGUACAUGUCAGUGGCUUUCUCCUUGAUCUAACAAUAGGGUUUUGGCUCUUCUUUGACAAAACAAGACCUUAUGCUAUAUUCUUCUGUACAACAUUCCACCUUAUGAAUUCAACAAUCUUUAGUAUUGGAAUGUUUCCAUAUGUAUGCUUGGCAACUAUGCCAAUAUUCUGCUAUCCUGAUUGGCCAAAAACUUGUAAUUUGAAUAUCAAAAAGUUACUGUGGAGCCGCUCAUUAUCAAAGACUAAAUUGGAGGAGAAGAAGCUAAAGAAUUUUAAGUCUCAUCAGCAGUCAGCUGUCCCAGCACAAACACUUUCACUUACUUGGAAACACAGUUUUGUUGCCACAUUGCUCAUUUCAUACACUGGCCUGCAGGUUUUCUUACCCUAUUCUCAUUUUAUAACAAAGGGGUACAAUAACUGGACAAAUGGACUGUAUGGUUAUUCAUGGGACAUGAUGGUUCAUUCAUGGGAUACUAUCAUGAUAGCUCUCAGAAUAGUGGACAAUACAUCAGGAAAAGAGCAUUUCUUAGACCCUGAGGCUUGGGUUCAGACCGACCGCUGGGCUAAACAUGCUGAUAUGGUGGUACAGUAUGCUCACUGUCUUAAACGGAAUAUUCUAAGCUACAAAAACAGUCAUGUUCCAGGCACUGAGAUUGACAAGUAUAUAACAGGAGACAACAUAUCAAUAUAUGUGGAUGUGUGGUGCUCUCUAAAUGGCCGCUUCCAGCAACGCAUGUUUGAUCCCAACGUAGACAUACUGAAAGUGGAAUGGUCUCCAUUUGAGAAACCAUCAUGGUUAAUGCCUCUCCUAACUGAAUUCAGCUCAUGGAGGCAAAGAAUAAUGGAAAUGGAAAAAGAAGUGUAUUCAUGGUCUGAUUAUAGUGAUGCAUUGUUUGUUGCAGAUUUCCCAGGUCUUUACCUUGAAAAUUUUAUAGCAAAGGAUUUAUCAAAUGUGACACUUACAAUAUUAGAGGGAGAAGUCUUUGUGAAUGUCACCACGGAACGGAAAAACAUCUCAACAAGCCACUUCCUAACUCGGGGGGAAGCAAUUCGGAUUCCAGUUGGUGUUUUCCAUAAGGUGCUUGUGGUAUCUUCUACACCUGCUUGCUACAUGUACACUUAUACGAAUUACACAAAACAAUUGCUUGAAGAAGCUGACCAAUCAGAAAAUGUAGAGAUGCCAAACCCAAAUAAUGAUUUCUUUUCAGACUUAAAAUCCCAGAUAAAAACUUUUUUGACAGCCUUAGGUACGAUUUUUAAUGCUAUUCUGAGUUUACUGUUCUCUGUCCCAAUGCCUAGACGUGUUAAAGUAGCAUAAAAUUUAUUGUGGACAAGAUACAUCUUUCAGUUUUUCCUAAUAUGUGACUACAUUAUUUUGGAAUUGACUUAUUUACAGAAAACUAGA